Acomys russatus (golden spiny mouse) is the source of this 996-nucleotide messenger RNA. RefSeq lists its product as uncharacterized. Bases 1 to 483 code for a protein of 160 amino acids. Lineage: Eukaryota; Metazoa; Chordata; Mammalia; Rodentia; Muridae. The record is from RefSeq and is a predicted model, not a curated record. The transcript has 3 exons.
AUGGAAAACAAGUUGGGCAUCCCAGAGCGAGGCGGCGCGAGGCGCGCCAGGCGGCUGCGGCGCGGUGGCGGGGCAGAGCGGCGACAGCACGCUCACAAUGAUCAUAAAAUAAGGAGCGCACGGGGUGGGGGCGAGAGAGCCCCGAGCCUCAGCCCUCCGCCCUCCGCCCCCGGCUAUCCCCACAGCAGCCCGGAGCCAGGAGGGGCUUGGGGAUCCGGGGCGCCCACGCCACCUCCAGACCCUAGUAGACAGGAGACACUGCCCAGGGAAGGGGGCGCCCCGAGACCGUGCAGGCGGAGAGGUCAGGGGAGUCCGGUGACCCAGGUACCCGGCGCGGCCCUAGGGGCAGGUCCUCGGCGGCCGCGGCGGAGCAGGCGGCGGGGGACACCCGAGCGCAGCCCCGGGGCCCCACGCGGCAGUCGGCGGCGACAGUGGCAAAGGAGCGCGCGAGUGGGCGCCGGAGGGGACCCGGCGAGCACCUAACCCGGAGCGCGCCUCUGGAAACCGCGGGUGGGUGCCGGCCACGCAGGACGCCGGACCUCUGCCGCUUGAACGAGAGCUCACACUGCAAUUGAUUGGGCCCCGCCGGGCGGGUGCGCGUGUCCCGGGGAACGGGUGCGGAAGGCAGAAGGGCAGGAAGUCGGCGUUCUGCAGCGAGGGUGGCGCGACCGCGCGAGGACCUAGCCUUCCUUAUUUAUGUGCCUGCCAGCGCCCGUCUGCUUCCUCAGAAGACUUCAGGAAGAGUGUCCGAGCUGCCAACCCCAAGCGUGAGGACGCAAGGCUGGAUGUCAGAACAACAUGCUUAUCCAUUAAACUCCAAACUUUUCUUUUUUUAAACCCAAAGAAUAUCGGUGGCUUUUGCCUACUGCUAGAAGAGGGAGCCUAGGGCUCUUGAGAUGCAACAGAAUCCGUAUUUAUAACCAGGCCCGGUAGUGCUAUGCGAGCUCCCUCCUCUUAAUAAGUUCUCUAGCCUGUGGCUCGCGGUUUUUUUUGUUU